GUUUGUGGACCGCCAUUAUAGCAAAGAAGAAGAUGUGUGAAUUUGGAACAGCAACGUGCUCGAGACUCCGUCCCAAACACUUUGAAAAAUAUUUUAUAUCUCAACAUGGCAUUAGAUAUCGGUUACCCGGGGACAAUCACAGAUAAUAUAUUCUGAAAUCUUGAAGAAAACGAAAUUACUCGACUUGUAAAGCCAACUCCACAUCAUCUGCGGUGGUGAAACGUGGUGCCACUGAAAACACGAAGUUGGAGGCCGAGUCUAGUUAGCUAUUUGUUUAGGAUAUUUGGCGUCAUCGCACUAAUUAAGAUCUUGAAUACAUCGUGACCUCCUGGGUUGUGUUCAAAAGACUGUCAAGUCCUUGAAUAAUAAUUGUUCAGUUUCGGAACCGGGGGUACCUUGUUGAGACUUGGAAGUGAAGUUGUGAAGAAACCUGAUUGGCGACAUGCCAAGGAGUAAAAAAGGGAAACGUAGUUCAAACAAGGGCUCUCUCAGACAGGAGGUUCUACAGUUGCAGCUGUCGGCCAAGGGCCCCCUGUCUCUCAAAGGGGGGGUGAAGGGUGGGUCUGGUGCCAGUGAUGAUGACCUGGCGUCUGAUGUGCUCAGUCACUACAGCAGUGCCAGCGAGAGCGCCUCGGUGCUGGACGAGGGCACAGGAGCAGGUGAGCCACUAGAUGAUCAGAUUGCCCAGGAGGAGACCGAGGACAAGCUGAAACAAUGCAUAGAUAACCUGAUGGACAAGAGUGCAAAGACGCGCCUAGCAGCCCUGGAGUCUCUGAGAGGGGCCUUCUCCUCCAGGCUGCUCUGUGACUUCCUGAUAGAGAGACGGCUCACCAUCAGCGACUGCCUGGAGAGGAGCCUGCGCAAGGGUGGUGGAGAGGAGCAGGCUGCAGCGGCCACAGUGUGUGCCCAGCUGUGUGUGCAGCUGGGCGGGGGGGAUGAGAGCGAGGAGGGCUUCAAGAUCCUUCGACCUGUCCUCAGCGCCAUCAUGAUUGACGACUGUGCCAGCGUGACUGCCCGCCAGAGCUGUGCCAGAGCUCUGGGUAUGUGCUGCUAUGUUUCUGCUGCAGAAGAUGGAGAGGACUUGGUAAAAUCCAUGAGUCACCUGGAAUGUGUUUUCAACACGUCGUACCCCAACUGUGAGGGCACCCUGCCCACCCCCAAGGCCGGUGCCCCCGGUCUCCACAGCGCCGCCCUCCACGCUUGGGCUCUUCUCGUCACCCUCUGCCCCGCCUCCCGUCUCACUGUGCUGCUAGACCUACAUCUACCCAAGCUACAAGCCUGCCUGGAGAGCAGUGAUGUGAACUACAGGAUCGCUGUGGGGGAGACCAUCGCCCUACUGGUUGAACUGGGAAGAGAUAUAGACAGGGAAUUUGAAGACAGCGACCAGCUGUGUGAGUGCCUGAAAGGUCUUGCCACUGACGGGAACAAACACCGUGCCAAGAACGACAGGAGGAAACAGCGCUCCGUAUUCAGAGAGGUGCUGCACUACAUAGAAAAUGAGGACUUCACGGAGGAGAAGAUCCGCUUUGGUGUGGAGGGCAUCUACAUCGACAGCUGGAUGCGCAGGAGGGUCUACGACGCCUUCAAAGAGGUGCUGGAGUCUGGAGUGAGACACCACCUUCAGUUUAACCCGCUGCUGAGGGAUAUCUUUGGCCUGGGACCCCCUCUGAUACUGGACUCGUCCGUCAAAGCCAGUAAGAUCUCCCGUUUCGAGAAGCAUCUGUUCAACUCAGCGGCCUUCAAAGCCAGGACUAAACUAAGGAACAAAGUGAGGGACAAGAGAGCAGAUGUGAUGUGAGGAAUGGAGGAGAGGAAUUGAUGGAACGUGCCUUGGCCCCAUAGGAUGGAGACCCUGAGGAGAAGAAUACUGGGGUAUAUUUAUUGAAGCGAAAUGUUUGGUAACGUUGCAGAUAGAAAUGUAAUGAAUAGAGCUGACAUGAUUUCCAUUUCCAAAUGACAGACAAUCCUAUAUGUUCUACACAGUACAUUUCUAUAGGAACGUUCUGUAACGUUACAACCUCCUGAACAGGCCCCUUGCCCAAACUCAUCUCACAAGACCCAAUGACUGCUGCCAAACCAGGGACUUGGCAGACAUUGCAAAUGUGUGUGCGUGUUUUUUUAAUUUGUAAUUUAACACCACAUAAUAAAAUCAUGACACCUA
Coregonus clupeaformis (lake whitefish) is the source of this 2161-nucleotide messenger RNA. Its product is annotated as interferon-related developmental regulator 2-like. Bases 443 to 1798 code for a protein of 451 amino acids. NCBI's taxonomy places the organism in Eukaryota, Metazoa, Chordata, Actinopteri, Salmoniformes, Salmonidae. The record is from RefSeq and is a predicted model, not a curated record. The transcript has 13 exons.